AUGACUUCAGAAAUCACGAACCAACUAGCGGCAACGCAGCUGAGCGAUGCCACACCGUCAGGAGAGGCCAAUUGGAAGGCUGGACUGAACGCGCCCGUAAAAGAUGCGCGACCACAAACAGAGGAUGUUACCGCUACCAAGGGACUUGAGUUCGAAGACUUCUUUAUCAAGCGCGAGUUGAUGAUGGGCAUCUUUGAGGCUGGCUUCGAGAAGCCAUCGCCCAUUCAAGAAGAGACCAUCCCUGUAGCACUUACCGGCCGAGACAUCCUUGCACGAGCGAAGAACGGCACCGGAAAGACUGCCGCCUUUGUCAUCCCCACCCUCGAGCGCGUAAACCCCAAGAGCCCAAAGACACAAGCCCUCAUCCUCGUACCCACCCGAGAACUCGCCCUACAAACCUCCCAGGUAUGCAAGCAGCUGGGAAAACACCUUGGAAUCAAUGUCAUGGUCUCGACCGGUGGUACGGGCCUUAAAGACGACAUCAUACGGCUAAACGAUCCUGUCCAUAUCAUUGUUGGAACACCAGGCAGGAUUCUGGAUUUGGCUGGCAAGGGCGUAGCAGACCUUUCAGCUUGCCAGACCUUUGUCAUGGAUGAGGCCGACAAGCUCCUUUCCCCUGAGUUCACCCCGGUCGUGGAGCAGUUGCUUGGCUUCCACCCCAAGGACAGACAGGUCAUGCUUUUCAGUGCCACGUUCCCCAUUGUUGUCAAGAGCUUCAAGGACAAGCACAUGAACUCCCCGUACGAGAUCAACCUAAUGGACGAGCUUACACUUCGCGGUAUCACACAGUACUACGCUUUUGUUGAAGAGAAGCAGAAGGUUCACUGCUUGAACACCCUCUUCAACAAGCUCCAGAUCAACCAGUCCAUCAUCUUCUGUAACUCUACGAACCGAGUCGAGCUUCUCGCUAAGAAGAUUACCGAACUCGGCUACUCGUGUUUCUACUCGCAUGCUCGCAUGCUCCAGCACAACCGUAACCGCGUUUUCCACGACUUCCGUAAUGGUGUAUGCCGAAACCUUGUAUGCUCCGACUUGCUCACCCGUGGUAUCGAUAUCCAGGCAGUCAACGUUGUCAUCAACUUUGACUUUCCCAAGAACGCAGAGACGUAUCUGCAUCGUAUUGGUCGUUCUGGUCGUUUCGGACAUCUGGGUCUGGCUAUUAACCUGAUCAACUGGGAAGACCGUUUCAACCUGUAUAGGAUCGAACAAGAGCUUGGUACUGAGAUUCAGCCCAUUCCCCAGGUCAUUGAGAAGAACCUUUACGUCUACGAGUCGCCCGAGUCGAUCCCCCGUCCCAUGUCCAACCAACCGCGUGCUCCUGCCCAGAUUCAGCAACAAGAGCAAGAAGGCGCUGCACGCGGAAACCCCAACGCCCGUGGCGGCUUCCGCGGUGGACGUGGCGGUGGCGGUGGCUUCCAGGGACAACGCCGAGGACCUCCACAGAACCAGCAAAACCGUCAACAGAAUGGCCAGAACACUCAGCGGAAUCCUAGACCGCAGCCUGCAAACCCACCACAGGCCUCGUAA
Bipolaris maydis ATCC 48331 is the source of this 1527-nucleotide messenger RNA. Its product is annotated as P-loop containing nucleoside triphosphate hydrolase protein. Gene Ontology annotation, cellular component: P-body; cytoplasmic stress granule. Gene Ontology annotation, biological process: negative regulation of translation; cytoplasmic stress granule assembly; P-body assembly. NCBI's taxonomy places the organism in Eukaryota, Fungi, Ascomycota, Dothideomycetes, Pleosporales, Pleosporaceae. Gene Ontology annotation, molecular function: RNA helicase activity; mRNA binding; ATP binding. The record is from RefSeq and is a predicted model, not a curated record.